Molecule: messenger RNA, 2058 nt
Organism: Miscanthus lutarioriparius
Lineage: Eukaryota; Viridiplantae; Streptophyta; Magnoliopsida; Poales; Poaceae
Source: the annotation of a GenBank genome assembly
AUGGGGACUUUUAGCUGCAUUGAACUGUCUGGAUCCGUAGCACUUGCUUCAGAAAAUUGUAGCCCUUCUGAGGAUGCAACAAAUUCGCCAAGCAAAUGGCUCCAAUCCACCCUGUUUGGUAGUGAAACUUUAGGAGAUGCCAAGAAACAAGAUACUGAUGGCAAAACAAAUCAUACUGCAGAUGUGGAGCAGGUAAAGCCAUCAAGCACAUACUCUGAUCAGAAUGACCUCGACCAAGUGGACUCGUCCACUUCUGGAAGAAUUGUUCAGGAGAAUGAGCUGGCCAAACAGGAUAGAAAUGAUUUAGCACCAUGCAGUUUAAACCACUUGAUCACACAUUGUGGUACUGGUAAUAGUGUCGUAUCAAUAUCAGAUCUGGCCUUAGAAGCACAACAACGGAGUUGGAAAUUAAGAGGUGAUAAUAUCAUAUCUAGCAUAUCCGUCCUGGCAGUGGAUCAAGGAAAUUUGGAGGAUUCACGAAGAGAACAUUUUGUUGAGCCAUUUGGAUCUUAUAUCCAGAGUGCUGCUGAUGACACUCAUGUUUACUGUGCUGAUGCAACAGCAGGUGUUGCAACGAAUCAUGACCAAGAAAUGCUCCCUGCUGUUAUUCAAAACCAGUUGGUUUCAAAUGACUAUAAUUUUGACACAUUCAAAGUUUCCAUUGAUGGCACGGCCAUAUCACAGCAGCAAUGUGGUACGCAUAGGCGUAACCUUUUUAACGACAAGGUAGGGCCAUCUAAUAAGAGAGUGCAAAAUAUCUCAAAUAUUCAUCAUGCGAGUACAUGUGGCAAUAACUAUCUGAAGCCUGUGAAGCCUGGUAUUGGUUUGCAUCUGAAUACUGCUGCCUUGAAUUUAUCCAACAUGCCGCUCACAAUUAAUCCUCCACUGCUACCUGAACAAACUAGUCCAGCAACAGUAAUUUCUGGCAGUGAGGUAUGCACUCAUGUUGACGAUUACUCUUCUCAGAAAACCAUGCCUAAUGCUGACAAGUCUGACCAACAAAGUCAUAAGAACAGAAGGAUGAUUCUAACAACACUCCUGCUUCCGCUCGACAUAAAAGAGGAUGCAAUUGCAGGAAGUCUUCUUGUCUUAAAAAAUACUGCGAGUGCUUUCAGAGGCUCAUGCUUGGAGCAGGCUUUAAUGCUCAGUUGCCAGGUUUUAAUGCUCUUAUUUUCCCUUGAAGGUGUGCUGUUGUUAACUACUGAAAAACUGGAGAAAGGGAGUAAAGCAAAAGGCACUAAUGGGAAGGAAGAAAAACUUGCGUUUGACAAACACCAUGUGAUUAGCCAAUCUGGUGAUCUUCCAGCCUCUGAGAAUCUACUCGCAACACCUUCGCUUGAGCCUUACAGAUCUUCCUUCCUACUUCCAUCUACAUGCUCCAAACUAACACCGGCAACUGCUGGGUGCUCUUCUGGACUGCACAACCCUCGGUCUCCCAUGAAAUCAGAUGAUGUGCUCUCACCUUUCGUAACCCGCGCUGCAGCGAUGAUUCUCGGGAAUGAUGUUUCAGAUAUCCAGGAAGUGGGUUCAUCUUGCACCACCAGUGUCAAGGUGGUUUCACCGAACAAGAAGAGGGUUGCCCUCCUGCACAUUGUUGCUUCUUUUGGUCGCUGCAAGUUUUGUCUCUGUCCUCUCUCGGUGGGUCUUCUUCUUCAGGCCACCAUUGGAGGUGUUGCUUGGGAUUUUAGCGUCCUUCAGCUAGGUCCCCGUGUUUUCCGCUUCUCUGUUUCUUCCAAGGUUGUGGGUUUUCACAUUUUUAAGUUGGUCAGCUUUGAGUGUUCUUGCUACAAGGUCUUCUUCCACCUUUGGGGUAACGGUGGCCCUCGCUGGGACCUUGAGCUUGCAGUUUUCAACAGAGAAGAAGCUGAUUCCUGGGUAUCAGUGAAAGGCAAUCAGUCUUUAAGCGUAUUGUCUUCCCAGAUAAUGCCUGGGGCUCUCAUGCAGUUCAUCCUGAACGACAUCUCCAUGGCCAACCUCAAAGCUCAAGCAGAAGGGCCUCGGACAAUAGUAGGGAAGCAGUCAACAGUGAGCAAGGGAAAACAACUGACCGGCAUCUAG